AUGGAUCUCGCAGAUCUUCGGGUCGGUAUAGAACCACCACCUGGAGGCCUGGCUCUACGUGAGGUGAGGAGGAAUCUCAGAUCCAAACUUCUUUGCGACUUAACAUUCCUCAAGUCAUGCCGAGACAACAAGGUCAUUCCUACAAAUUUUCGAUUAAAACACCCAGACGGUCCACCUUCAACCGUGAACAUCCUCGCAAAGUGCAGUCAUGCCUUAAUCCGGAAAACCAUCCACAACAUCAGACGAAAUCUCGAUACAACCAACUCGUCACUUUUUCAUCACUUUGGAAUUUUAUCGCUUGCUAACAUCCAUCCUAUUAUCUGGGACACUUAUCUUAGAAUCUCUAUCGAAAAGGCAGAUCAUAUAAGUGCAAAAAAGACCGAUACCCAGAAGAAAAAACUGUUUUUCCUUCUCCAACACAAAAUCCCACCUAAACAAACAACCAACACCCCUGUCCUGAUACACCAUCUCUCCGAUACCCCUAUCGAUCAAACCACUCGAGAGCUUCUAUCUAAAGUAUUGAAUUUUUGUAUCACCCCACACAAACUACCGACCGAAACUAUCAUUACUCAGGUGGAAUCCGCCAUAUCGCACCUCCCCCCAACCGAAGCCGAGGAAACACGUCAGGACAUUGCCAGCACCCUAAGGAGAGCCAAACUUCCUCCAUCAAACAUCUCACGUUCUGAAAGAAUAUGCCUCAGAAAUCUCCAUAAUAAUACCGAUAUCAUUGUCCUUCCAGCCGACAAGGGUGACGCUACGGUUAUUCUCAACACUUCUGACUACGUGGAGAAGAUUUCAUCCCUCCUGUAG
Harmonia axyridis is the source of this 810-nucleotide messenger RNA. RefSeq lists its product as uncharacterized. The transcript is spliced from 2 exons. NCBI's taxonomy places the organism in Eukaryota, Metazoa, Arthropoda, Insecta, Coleoptera, Coccinellidae. The coding region runs from base 1 to 810 and encodes 269 amino acids. The record is from RefSeq and is a predicted model, not a curated record.